This is a messenger RNA of Leishmania braziliensis MHOM/BR/75/M2904, 2061 nucleotides long. NCBI's taxonomy places the organism in Eukaryota, Euglenozoa, Kinetoplastea, Trypanosomatida, Trypanosomatidae. The record is from the annotation of a RefSeq genome assembly.
AUGUGCAGGACGUUGCUGUUGUCGCUCAUCGCUGUUUCGCCGGCGUGCGUGCGGUGCCUCGACACGUUUCUGCUUGAGACGCCGCUAGAUGUCGCCGUGCCUCGCCUUGUCGGUGUGGGACGGGAGCUGGCGGAGCUGCGAACUCAGGCAGCGUUGCGGGCAAAGCUUAUUCAGCUGCCCACCUCUGCGAGCAACGCUGCCUGAGCUUCAGUGUCCUGACGUGUAAUUUCUCGGUUGCUUGAUGGUCUUUGACGGCCUCCUGUAGGUCCCUAGCGGCAACUUUACACGCGGUCACCCGAUCUCGAAGUCAACACUCCAGCUGGCAUGUGCGUACAUCAGCCAAGCCAUUGCGCGCGAUCUGCUAGGCCUCUUAGUGCCACCGCACUUCUCGUUACUGUGCCCGCUGGUGACGCAGUCUGCGUGUAGCUGUUCCACAGGUGGUGAGGCGAAGCGGAGUGGGCGGGAGAUCGUCACAUUCACUGUCGCCGCUGCUGCUGUGUCAUCUCUCCGGCGCACCGCGCAGGCAGCCCAGCCUUGUCCACGGUGGUGCUGCCCGCCAUCACGGCACAUCAUCGACUGAAGAUGUGACGGGCCCCCUGUGCCUCCAGCGAGAUCAAAGUAGUCCAAAAGGAUAUCAGAGGCGCUGCGACGGUUGGCCACCGAGGCGUGGCCCUGCGUGGGUAUCGCUGCGUAAAGGCGGCAGAGGUGGUGCGCUACUUGCUGGCUCUCCUGCAGCUGCCGACCGCGGUGGACUGGGCGCGGCAAUCGAUGGACACACCCACCCCAAACUCGCUGCGUGUGCUGCCGCGCGCGCUGGAGGGCGCAGUCUUUCAUGCCGUUCAAUGAAGUCGAGAUUACGUCUCUCUCAUUGCCACCGUCGUCGUCAGCAACGCCGCCGGCAUGUGAGGGGGCCACAGACACUUUUUUUUCCUGCCACAGCGCUGUUGCUGCUGAGCCUCGUUCACCACGGACUCCUUUCGGUGCACGCUGCACACAUGCGAUGGCAGGACUCGCUGCAGAGCUGACCGUGCCUACACCGUCCAAGCGCAAGCCGCUCGUCGAUGUCGUCGUUGCUAACUGAUACGUCGACAGCCGCACGGCAGUGGCGCUGCUGCGCGUUGCUGGGCGUCAUGGUGUGCUUGAACCGACUCUUAGCGGUGAGCCAAACUGGCCCGCGUAUGCAGCCGCACCGAACUGCUGCACACACGUGGUAAUUCACCGCAGGCCAGCUUCUGCCUGCUGCUUCAGCUUGCCGUGCAGGCGGAUCUGCAAGCUAUGCAGGGUGUCCUUCUGGGCCACAUACACGGCCUCGUGCUCUACCUCGACGACGUGGGCGACGUAUCGGUUUCACACAAGCUACCACCACACCAGCCCAGGUCGAUCCACGGCGAUGUGGCAUCGCGGCACUGGCUGCCGCACGGGUUCCUGCAGUCCGGAGGUGCUUCAGCCAAGGUUACUCUGUACCCCACUGGCCCCACGGCACAACAUGGCCCCAGCACACCAGCAGCCAUAGAGGCGGCAGUCUCCGCAUCUUCCUUCCCACGCGAUGCCUCUGCCUUCAGCUUGCACCAAGGCAGCAGCGGCACCACCGUUCUCGACGAUCUCAAGCGCGCACCACCCGUGGUACUGUCGAACAAGUCGCUGUACGCCAUGAUGGACGAAGUCGUGGUGCGCGCGCUGAGUCGUCCCGAUGCAGCAGGGAGCCCCAGCAGCGAGGGCGACACUGCUCACGCCUUCUUCUCGCGGCUUUGUCGGGUGAUGGAGGACACGUUGGCGUUGUGGUUGCGCUUCUACAGUGACGUAAUGCCAUACUUCUAUCGUGACCUCGUACCAUCUGCGGAGAUGGUGGUUGGCGUGCUUCUCUGUGCGCCCGAAGGCCGGCAGCACACGGGGUUCCUUGCUGCUCGUUUGCUGUUGUGUUUUCGCAUGUGGGGGAGGAGUCCAUCUUUUUCCGGUCCUCCUCCUGCUCGUAUUGUUUGCCUCCUGCUGUCAGUGGCUCCAAACUCUGCCAAAUGCGACUUUAGAGGGGCACGUGGACAAGUGUGCACACGUGUUUGGUGA